AUGAGAGGAAAGCGCUCAAAACAAUACCGCAAGCUCAUGGAGCAAUACUGCAUGACAUUUGGCUUCCGUGAAGCCUACCAAGUUCUUGUGGAUGCCGAAAUGGUGGAGGAUGCAUGUCGAUUCAAGAUGGACCUAGCAGCAGGGUUGGAACGCACAGUGCAUGGCAAAGUUAAGCCUAUGAUUACGCAGUGCGAGAUCCGAAAGCUGUACGAGAAGACGAACGAGCCCGGCGUGCGCGAAGCCAUCGAGCUCGCGAAAAACUACGAGCGCCGGCGCUGCGGGCACCACCCGGACGAGUACCCGAAGCCGCUCUCCACGCUCGAGUGCCUGUCGUCGGUCGUGGAUCCCAAGUCGACGGGGCAGAACAAGCACCGGUACGUGGUGGCGAGCCAGAGCCAAGAGGUGCGGCGUGCGCUGCGCGGCGUCCGCGCGGUGCCGCUCAUCUACAUUAAGCGCAGUGUCAUGAUCCUGGAGCCCAUGGCCGACGACAGCACCGAGGUGCGCAUGCGCGAGGAAAAGGCCAAGUUCCGCGCCGAAUUGAAGAAGAAGGUGCCUAGCGGCAAGCGAAAGCGAGAGGAGGAGGACGACGAGGGGCAAGGUGAGGAGGGCGGCAAUGUGGAGAGGGCGGCGGAUAAGAAAAAGAAGAAAUACGGAGCCGCCAAAGGGCCAAAUCCGCUGUCGAUGAAGAAGGCGAAGAAGAACCCGCAGCAGCUGGAGGAUGAGAGGAGGCGGAAGCAGAAGCUGGAGGCCAAGGAGGCAGCGGAGAAGCCAAAGAAGAAGCGCAGGCGGAGGGCCAAGGGUGAUGGCGAGGGUGGCGCGGCGACGGGGGAGAGCGGCGCAGGUUAUGCGGGAGGUGAUGGUGGCGAUGCGUAG
Messenger RNA from Cordyceps militaris CM01, 873 nucleotides. Its product is annotated as rRNA-processing protein UTP23. The transcript is spliced from 3 exons. Bases 1 to 873 code for a protein of 290 amino acids. Gene Ontology annotation, cellular component: small-subunit processome; nucleolus. Lineage: Eukaryota; Fungi; Ascomycota; Sordariomycetes; Hypocreales; Cordycipitaceae. The record is from RefSeq and is a predicted model, not a curated record. Gene Ontology annotation, molecular function: small ribosomal subunit rRNA binding.